Molecule: messenger RNA, 3089 nt
Organism: Diospyros lotus (date-plum)
Lineage: Eukaryota; Viridiplantae; Streptophyta; Magnoliopsida; Ericales; Ebenaceae
Product: K(+) efflux antiporter 3, chloroplastic
Exons: 20
Coding region: 303-2765 (820 amino acids)
Biological process (GO): proton transmembrane transport; potassium ion transport
Cellular component (GO): membrane; chloroplast
Molecular function (GO): antiporter activity
Source: RefSeq, a predicted model, not a curated record
ACCCGCCACGUAAGCAGUUAAUAGGAAGAAAAAUCAGGGAUCUUUUGUUUUGUGAGAGAGGGAGGAAUUGUGAUUGUGGAUCGUCCACUGGCCUUCUCGUUGCUGGAGGAGGGCGGUAACACUACUUCAACCUGGGGUGAAGGCUCCUCGCCUUUAGAUACCCUCGCCCUCGCCCUUGCAGUCCAAAACUCAAAUCUAUCUAUAUUUAAAUUCUGCCAAUCAGCAGCAGCAAUCGAUCUUUGUCAGGUUUUGAGAAGAACCCAAAUGCGUUUUUGCAUUUCCAUUCCACUUGUUCUUGCUUCAUGAACGCCUUCGCUAUGUUGGACUCUCUUGCUACUCGCCUCCGCCCUGAGGGAUAUGGUGGUCUCAACCAGAUGGUCAGUACAAGGGCUGAUCCUCGGGCAUUUUCAUGCCUGUCUCAACAUUUUUUCUCUUUGUCAUGUGACCGGCAAGUGGUUUUGCAAUCGGUGUCCUUAUGUCAUGGGAUCAGACGCUGCUUUCCAUUUACUGCUAAACUCUCAUACAGCAGACUGUUAUUAUCUCCUUUAGUUUCCAGUGAAAGAGGCUUUUACUUCUGCAAUCAUAGGCAGGCUCCAAGGGAGAGAUUCCUGGUGUGUGCAGCGCUUGAUGUUGGCAGUGCUGUUGAUGUCAUUAAUGAUUUAGGAUUGGAUACUUUGACAUUAUUAGCGGUGACCGUUUUGAUUAUCCCAGCCUUCAAAUACAUCAAAGCUAGCCCUAUUCUUGGUUUCUUCUUUGCUGGAGUUGUGCUCAAUCAAUUUGGUCUGAUCAGGAAUCUAACUGAUAUUAAGGUUCUAUCUGAAUGGGGUAUUCUUUUCUUGCUGUUUGAGAUGGGUUUGGAGCUGUCACUUGCACGCUUGAAAGCUCUUGCCAAAUUUGCCUUCGGCAUGGGAUUGACUCAGGUUGUAUUGUCCACACUUGCCUUCACAGCAUUUGAGCUUCCUCCAAAUGGGGCUAUUGGAACAAAAAUAUUGGAAUUCCUUUUUCACUCAAGGCCUGAUUUGGUGAACAUCAGAAGUGUUGAUGAAGCAAUAGUGAUUGGUGCAGCUCUCUCGCUGUCUUCUUCAGCUUUUGUUCUGCAGCUUCUUGCAGAAAAGGGUGAGCUUCCAACUAGAUUUGGCUCAGCAACUUUAGGAGUACUUCUGCUGCAGGACAUAGCAGUUGUCCCUCUCUUAGUCAUACUUCCAGUGCUGGAGAGCCAGAAUUUGGGGGAGGAGAGUAUCUGGCCAAUGCUUGCUAAAGAAAGUUUGAAGGCUUUAGGUGGACUGGGUCUGCUUUCUCUUGGAGGAAGAUAUCUUCUUAGGCGAGUUUUUGAGGUUGUUGCAGAAACGAGGAGCUCAGAAGCUUUUGUUGCUCUCUGUCUUCUUACAGUUGCUGGGACUUCACUUUUGACCCAGAAGUUGGGUUUCAGUGACACGCUUGGAGCAUUUCUGGCUGGGGCAUUACUAGCAGAAACAAAUUUCCGAACACAGAUUGAAGCUGAUAUAAGGCCAUUUAGAGGCUUGCUUCUGGGGUUAUUUUUUGUUACUACUGGAACUUCUAUUGAUAUGCAGCUUCUUUUACGUGAGUGGCCAAAUGUACUUUCACUCUUGGCAGGCUUAAUUGUUAUCAAGACAUUAAUUAUAACAGCAAUUGGCCCCCGCGUUGGACUAUCCAUACAAGAGAGUGUAAGAAUUGGAUUGCUUCUGUCCCAAGGAGGGGAAUUUGGUUUUGUUGUUUUUUCUCUAGCAAAUCGGCUUGGAGUGCUACCACUUGAAUUAAACAAACUACUCAUAAUUGUUGUGGUGUUAUCAAUGGCACUGACACCGCUACUUAAUGACAUUGGAAGGAAGGCUGCUGAUUUUAUUGGCACAAACUUUGAUGAAGACAAUAGAACUGAUGACAUGGUGAAUUUUGAUGCUAGUGAACCAGUCGUUAUCCUUGGCUUUGGGCAGAUGGGUCAGGUCCUUGCCAAUUUCCUAUCAACACCAUUGGCUUCUGGUAUGGAUGGAGAUCUUGUGGGGUGGCCCUACGUGGCUUUUGAUAUUGAUCUUUCUGUGGUGAAGGCAUCUAGAAAACUUGGUUUUCCAGUCCUCUAUGGUGAUGCAUCCCGUCCUGCAGUUCUGCUGUCUGCUGGUAUUUCAUCUCCAAAAGCUGUCAUGCUCAUGUACACAGGGCGGAAAAGGACCAUGGAGGCUGUCCAGAGGCUUCGGCUUGCCUUUCCUUCGAUUCCAAUAUAUGCAAGAGCUCAAGACCUUGCACAUCUCUUGGAUCUGAAGAAAGCAGGUGCAACGGAUGCUAUUCUUGAAAAUGCAGAGACAAGUUUACAGCUAGGUUCAAAGCUUUUGAAGGGGCUUGGUGUCAUGUCUGAUGAGGUGACGUUUCUUAGUCAGCUUGUUCGGGACUCCAUGGAGCUACAAGCAGAAGAAGCACUUGAAAAAACUGGUGAUCAAGAAUUUGAAGUUAUGAAGCCUUUGCAGGUAAGAGUUGCAGACUUAGUUGGGGCCAAAAUAUCCACUCCAUCAGCUGAAGACAGAUCUUCGGUGAUGAAGAUGAACCAGACCGAGACAAGCUAUGCCUUAAGAUUACCAGGGAAUGUAGAUCAAUCAGAGCAUGAUGAUGAUGAUGAGCUCCAACAAUCUGAGGAUUUAAAGGGCGGAGGUGUUUUAUAUUGCGAACUGGAUACAAAGAACGUUGAAGGUGCAGAUAGAGAGGAAAUCGCAGUCGAUCCAUCGAUGCCUUGUGUGACCAGAAGUGAUGGACCCUGAAGAGGAUUUAUAUAUAUAUAUAUUCUUCUUCUUCUUCUUCUUCUGUAGGUGUAGGGGAGAGGAGGGAGGGUGGAAUAGGUAUUAAGUUUUUAGUCUUAACCAAAGGCUUGUUGUGUCGAGUGUAAACGUUAGCUCAUGUGGUUCCAGCAUUGGCAACUUCGUUGCUGAAAGAGAAGUAGGUUUUAAUUUUGUGGCGCCAGCAAAAAUCAUAGGAUUGCUUUACCAAAAGAUUCCAGCAGUUUUCAGAACCACACGUGUAUAUAAAUUUUACUGAAUUUGAUAACACUAUUAGUUAGUUAUUCAACGGAAAUUGUUUGCUUUUAA